GAGGCGGGCCUUGGGAACCGUCUCUUGGCAGGGGGGUGGGGGGAAAGAUGGCGGAACUGAUGCUCCUCAGCGAGAUUGCGGACCCCACGCGUUUCUUCACCGACAACCUGCUGAGCCCGGAGGACUGGGGUCUGCGGAACAGCACGUUGUAUGCCGGCCUGGAUGAAGUGGCAGACGAGCCGACGCACCUCUUCCGUUGCCCGGAGCAGGAUGUCCCGUUUGAAAGCAGUUCCCUGGACUUGGGGAUGGAUCCCAGCCCACCUGAGCCCCCAUGGGACCUCCUGCCUAUCAUCCCAGAUCUUCAGGUGAAAUCUGAGCCAUCCUCUCCCUGCUCGUCCUCCUCCCUCAGCUCAGAAUCAUCACUUCUCUCUGCAGAGCCCUCCAGCCAGACCCCCGGGGUAGGAGAGGUGCUGCGUGUGAAGGCAGAGUCCUUGUUACCUCCCCUCUGCCUCCUGGGAGACAGUCCAGUGUCCCCGUUUGAAACCGUCCAGAUCAACGUGGGCCCCACCACUGAGGAAGCUUCAGAUGUCCAGACCAAGGUAGAACCCGCCUCUCCAUCUUCCUCCAUCAAUUCCGAGGCUUCUCUUUCAGCAGAUUCCCCCAGCCAGGCUUUCUUAGGAGAGGAGGUGCUGGAGGUGAAGACAGAGCCGCCGUCCCCUGCAGGGUGCCUCCUUUGGGAUGUCCCAGCCCCCUCACUUGGAGCUGUCCAGAUCAGCAUGGGCCCAUUCCCUGAUGGCUCCUCAGGCAAAGCCCUGCCCGCCCGGAAGCCGCCACUGCAGCCCAAACCUGUGGUGCUAACCACCAUCCCGAUGCCACCCAGAGCCGUGCCUCCUAGCACCGCAGUGCUCCUGCAGCCCCUCGUCCAGCCACCCCCAGUGUCCCCAGUUGUCCUCAUCCAGGGUGCUAUUCAAGUUCAGCCUGAAGGGGCAGCCCCCCCUAUUCCACGGCCCGAGAGGAAGAGCAUUGUUCCAGCCCCUCUGCCUGGGAACGCCUGCCCACCUGAAGUUGAUGCGAAGCUGCUGAAGCGGCAGCAGCGAAUGAUCAAGAACCGGGAGUCGGCCUGCCAGUCCCGGAGGAAGAAGAAGGAGUAUCUGCAGGGGCUGGGGGCGCGGGCGGCGCUGGCUGACAACCAGCAGCUCCGCCGGGAAAAUGCUGCCCUCCGGCGGCGGCUGGAGGCCCUGCUGGCCGAGAACAGCGAGCUCAAGUUAGGGUCUGGAAACCGGAAGGUGGUCUGCAUCAUGGUCUUCCUCCUCUUCAUUGCCUUCAACUUUGGACCCGUCAGCAUCAGCGAGCCUCCUCUGGCUCCCAUCUCUCCGACGAGCGCACAGGAGCCUCGGCCCCGGAGACACUUGCUAGAGUUCUCUGAGCAAGAGCCAGCUCAGGGAGUUGAACCCCUCCGGAGGUCCUCCCAGAGCCCUCAGGAGCCCCAGCCUAGCCCUGUGAGCCGUCCCAGUUUCAGGAACCUGACGGCCUUCCCUGGGGGCGCCAAGGAGCUACUGCUGAGAGACCUGGACCAGCUCUUCCUCUCCUCCGACUGCCGGCACUUCAACCGGACCGAGUCGCUGAGGCUUGCCGACGAGCUGAGUGGCUGGGUCCAGCGCCACCAGAGGGGCCGGCGGAAGAUCCCUCAGAGGGCCGCAGAAAGACAGAAGUCUCAGCUACGGAAGAAGUCACCUCCAGUAAAGGCAGCUCCCGUCCAGCCCCUGGGACCCCCUGAAAGGAACUCUGUGGGCCAGCUGCAGCUCUAUCGCCACCCAGACCGCUCGCAGCCAGAGUUCCUGGAUGCAAUCGACCGACGGGAGGACACCUUUUAUGUUGUCUCCUUCCGAAGGGACCACCUGCUUCUCCCAGCCAUCAGCCACAAUAAGACCUCCCGGCCCAAGAUGUCCCUGGUCAUGCCUGCCAUGGCUCCCAAUGAGACCUUGUCGGGCCGGGGGGCCCCGGGGGACUAUGAGGAGAUGAUGCAGAUCGAGUGUGAGGUCAUGGGCACCAGGGUGAUUCACAUCAAGACCUCCACGGUGCCCCCUUCGCUUCGAAAACAGCCGUCCCCAACCCCAGGCAAUGCCACAGGGGGCCCCUUCCCAGCUCCCGCACCCAGCCAGGCCCACCAGGCCUCCCACCACCCGCUCUACCUCAAUCACCCUUGACCUCUGCAGCUUACACUGACGUAGACCGGGGGGCGGGGUCCAGGGUGACCGAGACGGGGUUUCCAAUGUCCCUGAUCCCUAGGCUUGGGCAGCUGGUCACUGACAGGGUGUGGGCAUCAACACUCAUUUGGAGGUCAGGAUUCGCUCCAGUCUCCCCCCUUUCCAGAGUAUAGGGCUCUUCUCAUGCCUGGGAACCCCCAGUUGCUGCUGCUUUCUCUGAGGGUAUGGAGUAAGGUCCAGUUUUGGGGUGGUUGGGCUCUCUUUAUUAAACCUUUCAUUCCUCUGCUUGGGGGUGGAGAUGGGAUUGAGUCCCCAGGUGGGACAAGGACAGUUUUGACCUUUCGGAAGUAGUCGUUUCGAGUAAAGGCUCGGUGUUGGCGGGAGAUCGGUUUAUGUGUGUGCACAUCUUUUACCAUUCAAUAAACGACCUGGCCCAGCCGAAGGAA
This is a messenger RNA of Tupaia belangeri chinensis (Chinese tree shrew), 2593 nucleotides long. It is a transcript of the gene ATF6B, whose product is annotated as activating transcription factor 6 beta. The transcript is spliced from 18 exons. The coding region runs from base 48 to 2147 and encodes 699 amino acids. Lineage: Eukaryota; Metazoa; Chordata; Mammalia; Scandentia; Tupaiidae. The record is from RefSeq and is a predicted model, not a curated record. Gene Ontology annotation, molecular function: DNA-binding transcription factor activity, RNA polymerase II-specific; RNA polymerase II cis-regulatory region sequence-specific DNA binding. Gene Ontology annotation, cellular component: nucleus. Gene Ontology annotation, biological process: endoplasmic reticulum unfolded protein response; regulation of transcription by RNA polymerase II.